Molecule: messenger RNA, 2484 nt
Organism: Symbiodinium sp. CCMP2456
Lineage: Eukaryota; Dinophyceae; Suessiales; Symbiodiniaceae
Source: the annotation of a GenBank genome assembly
AUGUCUUUCAAAGACACCUUCACUAAGGAUGAUCAGAAAGAGGGACUUCUCGGAUACGAUGACACGGCCUUCUACUACUUCUUCAGCAGCGUGCUGGUGACUGUCGCCGUGCCAUGGACAUGCUCAGUCAUUUACAACUUCCUCUUUCCCGGUCAAGCCCAAGUGGAAAAGGAUUUCCCAACCAAAAGCAAAUCUGGAAGUAGAUAUCACUACUGUCAAAGCUCGCAGAUGGUGGACAAGAUAGAAAAGGCCCGCCAAAAGGCGAGGAGAGCAAGUGCAGGCUCGUCGUUCACAAUGAUCAUCAAACUAUCGCUGUUGGCUGGCAUUUGGCUGACUAUAUACCUGAUCCACUUGCAUCUUGGUGAUGCUAAAGAGAUCAAGAGGUUUGAUCCAUUCGAGAUCCUGGAGGUCAGUCCCGGCGCAUCAGCCCCCGAAGUCAAGAAGGCGUACCGACAGCUGUCUCUGAAAUACCACCCGGACAAGAACCCCGAUGAUCCGUUGGCUGCUUCGCGCUUCAUGCAGAUCACGAAGGCGCACAACGCGCUAACAGAUGAGACAGCCAAAGCCAACUACGAGAAGUAUGGCAAUCCGGAUGGUCCGCAGACAUCGAAAGUUGGUAUCGGGCUGCCACGCUUUUUGUUGGAGAAGGAGAAUCAUUUGAUGAUACUUUGUCUCUUCUUCUUUCUGCUGCUCUUUGUCGUGCCUAUGGCAUUUAUCUGCUACUACCAGAGGACGAAAAACUACGCGGCCAACGGCGUCAUGAUAGAGACCCUGCAGUUCAUGGGGUACUAUAUCAACGAGGCCACGAGGCUCAAGAACUGCCCGGAGCUGCUCGCAGCUUCAGCAGAGAGCAGGGGCAUGUCUCUGAGACCAUCAGACAAUGCAGAGAUGAAGACGCUUUCCGCGCAGGUCGUCGAGCACAAGAAGCGUCAGUUUACUGCUCCCAUCAUCAUCAAGAACAACUUCUUGCUUCUCGGCCACAUGCAGCGGCUACACCACCUCAUGUCUGACGACCUCCGAGCAGAUCUGGAUGAGAUGCUGAGGCAUUCGCAGAAGAUUACGCAGGCGAUGAUUGAGAUCGCCUGCAUGCGGGAAUGGUUCUUCACGGCCCAGGCCAUGAUCGAGUUCCGACGCUCCCUCAUACAGGCCUUGGACGUCAAGAGCUCACAGCUCCUUCAAAUCCCUCACUUCAAUGAGGAAAUCCUCAAGCACUGUCUCAAGGGCAAGAAUGCCACUUCGACGCUGCUGGACUACCUGCAAAAAGACCGUGAUCAGAGGAAGGGACUUACCACCAUGUCUCCCGACCAAGUUGCAGAUGUGGAGGCAUUCACUGCUCACGUCAGCAACAUGGAACUGAAGGCCAUCACAGAGGUGGAGGACGAGAAAGACAUUGUUGUUGGCGACAUUGCGACCGUUACCUGCCAACUGACGCGAAAAAAUCUGCAGGAGGGUGAGGCCAUGGGCCCCGUGCAUGCACCGUUCUAUCCUGAGCCCAAAUUCGAAGAAUGGUGGAUCUUCCUGGUGGAGGGUGCGCCAAACACAAGAAUCAUGGGGUUCGAGCGAAUUCGGGACACGGACCGGGUCGUCGAAACCAAACUGCGCUUUCAGGUCUCCCGGCCGGGCAAACACAGCCUCACCGUCCACGCGCUUUGCGAUUCCUACGUGGGCAUCGACCAGAAGGUGGACCUGAACUUUGUUGUGCACACGGAGGAGGAGGUGAAGCGAGAGAUCUUUGUUCAUCCUGAGGAUGAGGAUCUGGAUUUGCAGCCGACUCUGUUUCAACAGUUCAUGGGCGAGCCCGCGCCUGAGAGCUUGCUCGUAGGCACGAGGCCUGACAGGCUGCAAAUCCCAGUGUCUGAGAGGCUCGGAGGUGAUGACGAGAGCGAGGAGGAGGAAGACGAUGACAAGAACAAAGGCAAGAGCAAAGUUGAGAAGCUCAGCGAUGGCAAGCAGCAGAAGGCCUGUUGUCCUCUGUCACGUGCUUGUGCCACGCGUGCUGUGGUCUGCAUCAUGCGAAUCCGCCGCAGGGGGAGGAUAGCGAUUCCAGUGGUAGCGAUUCUGACGGUGACUAGGUGUGAGAUGCAGGGGCUUGAGCCCCGCCCCUCUUUUUGUGAUGUGAACAGACGAAGCACCCUUAGGACCUCUGUUGUCCCAGAGCUGCUUGGCUCUCGAGUAGACUGGCUGGGACGUCUGUCGCAGCUUGUCCGGCCCAUGUCGCAAGUGCACAUGUCCGACAGUGUGUUCUGCCACAGGCACCGCUGGAAGGUUGGGCUAUUGCACGUGAUCGACGAUGCUUGGAAAGCCCAGGCCUUGCCUGAAGACGACUUGGUUCUCCCAGAAGGCCACCAGAUCAAUCUGGAUGAGUCCGACGACAAAACGCCGGAAAUGGAGCGCUCAGAGGAGCGAUGGUGCGAGUUGCCCUUGACACACUUCCUGGAAGAGGAAGCAGAGGUGGCCGUUGAUAGGGGAGCUUCCAGCUUCUAA